Messenger RNA from Brettanomyces bruxellensis, 1698 nucleotides. It is a transcript of the gene ADE2, whose product is annotated as phosphoribosylaminoimidazole carboxylase ade2. Lineage: Eukaryota; Fungi; Ascomycota; Pichiomycetes; Pichiales; Pichiaceae. The record is from RefSeq and is a predicted model, not a curated record. The transcript has a single exon. Gene Ontology annotation, molecular function: metal ion binding; ATP binding; phosphoribosylaminoimidazole carboxylase activity. Gene Ontology annotation, biological process: 'de novo' IMP biosynthetic process. Bases 1 to 1698 code for a protein of 565 amino acids.
AUGGAUUCAAAAGUCGUGGGAAUUCUUGGUGGCGGACAACUUGGCCGUAUGCUGGUUGAAGCCGCAAACAGGUUGAACAUCAAUACCGUCGUUUUGGAAAAGGGAGAAUUGGCACCAGCCAAACAGAUUAAUGCAAUUUCUGAGCACAUUGAUGGUUCUUUUACGAAUCUAGAUGACAUUAAAAAGCUUGCAAAGAAAUGCGAUGUCCUGACUGUUGAAAUCGAGCAUGUCAAUACUGAUGCCUUGAAGCAGGUACAAAAGGAGACAGGUGUUGAAGUGCAUCCAUCACCUGAAACCCUUGAGAUUAUAAAGGACAAGUUUGCCCAAAAAGAGCAUUUGUUGAAGUACAAUAUUCCAGUUGCUGAAUCUGUCAGUGUUGAAUCAACAGAGCCAGCACUACUUAGCGUUGGUGAAAAGCUUGGAUAUCCAUUUAUGUUAAAGUCUAAAACAGAAGCUUAUGAUGGAAGGGGAAAUUUUGUUGUUAAGGAUAAAUCGCAUGUCAAAGAAGCACUCGAGUUUCUUAAUGAUAGACCUUUGUAUGCCGAGAAGUGGGCCCCAUUCAUAAAGGAGUUAGCUGUCAUGGUUGUCAGAUCUUUAGACAACAAGGUGUAUUCAUACCCUACUGUUGAAACCGUACAGCAGAAUAAUAUUUGUCACAUAGUGUAUGCUCCGGCAAGAGUCAACGAUACUGUUCAGGAAGAAGCACAGGUGCUAGCAAGAAAAGCUGUUGCAUCAUUUACUGGUGCAGGUAUUUUUGGUGUUGAAAUGUUCCUUUUACCGGGAAAUAAGUUACUUCUUAAUGAAAUUGCUCCUCGUCCUCACAACUCUGGUCAUUACACUAUCGAUGCUUGUGUUACUUCCCAGUUUGAAGCACAUAUUCGCGCCAUAACGGGACUACCAAUGCCAAAAGGAUUUACUUGUCUGUCUACACCGGAUACACAUGCUAUCAUGCUCAACAUUCUUGGAGCUGAUAAACCCAACGGUGAGAUUGAACUAUGUAAGAGGGCUCUAAGCAUUCCAAAUGCAUCUGUUUAUCUUUAUGGUAAAUCAACAAGACCAGGAAGGAAGAUGGGGCACAUCAAUAUUGUUUCUGAGUCGAUGGAUGAUUGUGAACGUCGUCUUGCAUAUAUCAGAGGUGAAAGUGAGAAGACACCCGAAGCUCUCGGAGUUCAGGCAACCAAGAAGCCAUUGGUUGGUGUUAUUAUGGGCUCUGACUCCGAUCUACCUGUGAUGGCCGAUGCUUGCCGUGUCUUGCAGAGUUUUGGUGUUCCAUUUGAGGUUACGGUUAUAUCUGCCCACAGAACACCACAUAGAAUGUCAAGCUAUGCAAUAAACGCCACUAAAAGGGGUCUCAAAUGUAUUAUUGCAGGAGCUGGAGGUGCUGCCCAUCUCCCAGGUAUGGUUGCUGCUAUGACGCCCUUGCCUGUUAUAGGUGUCCCUGUGAAGGGUCAUAUUCUUGAUGGUGUUGAUUCUCUUCAUUCCAUUGUUCAGAUGCCAAGAGGUGUUCCAGUUGCUACAGUCGCCAUAAACAAUAGUACCAAUGCAGCUUUGUUGGCUGUCAGAAUUUUGGGUGUGUAUGAUUCCAGUUACACUACCGCAAUGGAGCAAUACCAGAGUGACAUGGAAGAUGGCGUGUUAGUGAAGGCUAAGAAGCUUGAGACCAUCGGUUUCGAAGAAUAUCUUGCCCAGAAGAAAUGA